AUGACGACGUGCCGUCUGCUGUGCGCCCUGUUGGUGCUCACCCUGUGCUGCUGCCCGUCCUUGUGCGUGACAGCGACUGGUGGAGAUCAAGAUAAGCGUGGCCCAAAUUCAUCGCCUGCUUUGCCACAGGGAACAAGUGGCGCAGGACCCGGUGGGUCAAAGUCGCAAAGUACUUCGACGGAGACAAGUUCGACAGGUAUGAACGUUACGUUACCGGGACCCCAAAGUCCGGAAGGUAAAGGACAAGCAUCGGAAACGAGGACCGAUACCGGAAAUCCGGACGGUGAGGAAUCCGCUCCGGCAGGGAACUCAAAUACCGAAGGUACGGAGUCUAUUCCAAAAGCGAAACCAGUUGGGUCCGAUGGGUCAGGGUCGUCAGGUGGGUCCGCUAACCCAGCUGCAGCAUCAAUUUCCGUGACCGCUUCUGUACCGGCACAAGGUCAGAAGGAAAAUGCGCCAACAACAACAACCACUACUACGACAAAAGCACCAACUACCACCACCACUACGACUACGGAGGCGCCAACUACAACGACCACCCGCGCACCGUCACUUCUUCGCGAAAGCGACGGCAGCCUCAGCAGCUCUGCGUGGGUGUGUGCCCCGCUGCUGCUCGCCGUAUCCGCGCUGGCGUACACCACUCUGGGCUGA
Messenger RNA from Trypanosoma cruzi, 651 nucleotides. RefSeq names its product mucin TcMUCII, putative. NCBI's taxonomy places the organism in Eukaryota, Euglenozoa, Kinetoplastea, Trypanosomatida, Trypanosomatidae. The record is from RefSeq and is a predicted model, not a curated record. The transcript has a single exon. Bases 1 to 651 code for a protein of 216 amino acids.